Messenger RNA from Dracunculus medinensis (Guinea worm), 384 nucleotides. The record is from the annotation of a GenBank genome assembly. NCBI's taxonomy places the organism in Eukaryota, Metazoa, Nematoda, Chromadorea, Rhabditida, Dracunculidae.
AUGGCGUGGAGAGCUGCUGCAAAAAUUGUUGUAGCCGCUGGUGAGGCACUUACUAAAGCAUUUGCCCGAGCUGUUAGAGAAGAGUUCCAAAUGGGCAAACAAGCAGCAUCGCGACAUGCAGAACAGAUUGGAGCAUCUCAGGCUGAAGCCAAAAUAGCUAGUGAUACAAAUUCGCGCCUUGGAAUUUCUUUACAGGAAGCGAUUAAAAUUUUGAACGUCAGUGAUCCUUUAAACGCUGAAGAAGUUGAAAAGAAUUACAAGCAUUUGUUUGAAAUCAAUGAUAAAUCAAGAGGUGGAACGUUAUAUUUACAAUCGAAGGUCUACCGUGCAAAAGAACGCAUCGAUGAAGAAAUAAGGAAUAUGAAAAAAGAAACAGAAAAUUGA